CCGACAUCCGUCGCCGGCCAUCCCUGGUUGCCAUGGCAACCAGGGCAGAUCCGUAGGGCGCUCCGACCCCAAACCACACCCUAACCCUUCCCAUCCCCAGCCGCCCACUCCAAUCCAGCCCUCCAGACACGAUCAACUAAAACCAGGUGAAAAUUCUCGAUCUCGUCCUUCCCUCUCAUCCUUAAGGCUGAAAAUCUCCCGAUCUUGUACUGGGUCCAUACUAUAGGGGUAGAACACUGCAUGGUUCGGUGUAUAUUCGCAAUUGCCAGGCAGAAUACACCAGAUCUGCCAUGUACUACGUUUGAGGUUAACUUAGGUGCCUAGUUUAGGCACUUAAGUAGUUGGGUAUGAAAUGGAUGAGUAGGAAUCCCUAAAAAAGGGCAGGAAGGACGAUUUUUUGAAUGAAGAGGGUGGGAAAAAAUAAUUGCCACUUGUGUGUAACGACAGUUGCCGCUUGUGUAUGAUGACAAUUGCCACCUAUUUUGACCUGUUGCUUGCCAUCCCUAUCUUCCAUGUGCAAGCAGCAGAAGAAUACAAUUCUUGUGGAUUAUUGAUGCCUUUUUGAUCAUCCAGUGAUUGAGAACAUGUCGGAAAAGAAUCGAGACGCGGAAAGGAUGAAUCGCGAAGGUGGCGCUGAUGCUUGGGGUUCUCAAAGGCCAGAAACACCGCCUUGGGAUGCAGCAGAGUAUAGUCAACUCAUCUCUGCACGGCCGUUGCUGCCACUACUAGAACAGUAUGCAGGCGUAGGUUCUUAUGACCAAAACACUCUCAGGGGGCCCCAUGGCAAGUUCAGUCACAAGGCGCUAACACUGACAUAUGUACGGGCAACCAACCUCAACUAGCUAGUAUGGCUAAUCAAGGGCCUUCAUGCAGCACGUGACAUCAGCCAGCACCCAUGUACCUGCCAUCGACGUCAUACACAGCGUAUUACGCUGGUGGUGACACGGCAAACGUCCCGUGGCAAGCUUCACAAAUUGCAGGUGGAGCACGACAUUUUGGUGUCACAGACCACACAAGAUGGCCAAAUGCAGCACAACAAGAACCUACAACUACAGUGAACAGCGGUGCGGGGACAUCUACUGCGGGGAGCUCUGAGCGCACGGAAGACGCGUUCCACCAGCCAGCAGACUGUCAUGCCGCAAACAAUUUCGAGUCAGAGUCGGGAAUGGCAAUCAUUCCAGCAAUGCCGACGAGCACCCCUUUGAACACAAGCACUAGCAACACUCGAGUAGAUGGAACUGCCGCCGAUACUGAAGCGAAUGAUGAAACUGACGACGACGCACAAGAGGAUGAAGAUGGUGGGCAAUCCGAGAUCGUGGUACCUCAGCCACCAUACAUUGGGCAGAGAUUUGGAUCGUUCGCAGAAGCAAAGGAAUACCACCAGCGACUCCCAGACGAAUCGAUCAGGGAGUACUGGACUAGAUUCCUGUCAGUUAAAGACAAGAUAUCAGAUUAUCUGGACUCUGAUAUAGUUUCCGCUUUCCAGCGCAGAUGCAAGGAUAAAGGCGUCUCAAAUGCCCUCGCUCGUUGCUUUGUUCAAAUGCUCCCAAAAUUAUCCGAACUAGUAUCGCGGUUCUGCACCAUUGAAGAUUCCUGGCUCACCGAGGAAAACACGGAUUCGAUCUGUGAGGAUUACCUCGGGCAUCUGAAUCAGCAGCUCGGCGUGGGUCUCGGAAAUGGAACACUCCGGGUGAACGACCUCGGAAGAAGAAAUCCUCCGGCCACCCUGGGACGACUUUGGACAGCUCUGUAG
This is a messenger RNA of Triticum dicoccoides, 1753 nucleotides long. RefSeq lists its product as uncharacterized. Lineage: Eukaryota; Viridiplantae; Streptophyta; Magnoliopsida; Poales; Poaceae. The transcript has 6 exons. Bases 896 to 1753 code for a protein of 285 amino acids. The record is from RefSeq and is a predicted model, not a curated record.